ACGCGAUCAAAAUGAGUGUUGCUGCUGGAACACCCAAAGGUUCCUAUGUGGGCUUGGAGAAGAAAGUGGUUCUGAUCACAGGUGCAAGUUCAGGAAUUGGAGCUGGUGCAGCUGAAGUGUUUGCUUGUCAUGGAUCAUCUUUGAUCCUCUGUGGCAGAAAUGCAGAGAAAUUGCAACACACUGCAGACAAGUGCAUUGAGCUUGGUCUGUCACCUGACAAGAUUGUCCAAGUGGUGGGUGAUGUGGCCAAGAAAGAAGACCUAGAAGCUUAUGUGAACAAGGGGCUUGAGAAGUUUGGACGCUUAGAUGUUGUGGUGGCAAAUGCAGGCAUAGGAGUCCCUGGAAAUCUGGAAACCUUGACUCUGGAACAAUAUGAGCACCAGCAGCUGGUGAAUACAACAUCUGUCUUCAGUUUACUCAAACUUGCAAUGCCAGAGUUGAAGAAGACCAAAGGAAAUGUUGUUGCUGUGUCCUCAAUUGCUGGUCUGAAACCAAUUGACUCAAUGUUGACAUAUUGUGUGAGCAAAGCUGGUAUGGAC
Notodromas monacha is the source of this 539-nucleotide messenger RNA. The record is from the annotation of a GenBank genome assembly. NCBI's taxonomy places the organism in Eukaryota, Metazoa, Arthropoda, Ostracoda, Podocopida, Cyprididae.